Monoraphidium neglectum is the source of this 312-nucleotide messenger RNA. RefSeq lists its product as hypothetical. Lineage: Eukaryota; Viridiplantae; Chlorophyta; Chlorophyceae; Sphaeropleales; Selenastraceae. Bases 1 to 312 code for a protein of 103 amino acids. The record is from RefSeq and is a predicted model, not a curated record. The transcript is spliced from 2 exons.
AUGGUCACAACCCGGAAUAGGUCUACCGACCAGUCGGCCGAUGGAGGCGCGGUCGGGACGCCCACGGCCGCGGCCCACCCACACACGGUCCCACGAAUCCCGCUGCUCGGCGUCGUGCCCGGCGUGGAGGCCUUCGACGCCGCCAUCGACCGCCGCAGCGACUACUACCGCCUCCAGGCGCUGUCGCACGUGCACGACAAUCCGCCGCCCGUGGGAGAGCGGCAGUCGCUCGUGGUGCGCGCCGGCCUGGGCUGCAGCGCGGCGUGCGGAGGCGAGACCCUGGGCUGGGGGCCGCACGACUUCCCUGAUUAA